AUGUUACAGGCACUCACAAUGUCGAGUGGGAAGAAGAGGAACCCUCUGGGGUUGUCGUUACCUCCAACUGUAAAGGAAGAAGGUAGCGGCCUCUCAGAUACGCCAGAGAACAAACCCGAGUUGGCCGCUCAUCUGCAGAGCUUGGUGUUGUCGGAGCCGCAGGUGGAGCGGAUGAACGAAUGGAAAGAUCAGAAGAAACAGGUGAGUUAAUUUUGUUUUUGUUUGUGUUUUAGGUAGGAUAACAUUGAAAAGGAGUAAAAAAAGAUAAAUUGGCGUGAGUUAACUCUUGAGUUAUUGUGAAAAAUUAGUUGAACUUCUGAACGAUUAAAGACAUGAAAUUAAAGUAGACAUAUGCCGUAGUUUAGCUCUUUUGAUAUCUGGAGUUUAUAUUAUUUACAAUAUUUGCCGUGUUCAAUUGCACUCGUAUCAAAUACGUUGGAUGUCGUAUUUAUUUUAUUCUUUGGUUAAUGUUGUCUUUUUUGAAAGUUAUAGUUAAUUAGGUAACAAAGAUGAAAAAUAACUUAACACUAAAUAGCAAUAUUGACCUAAAAUAGCAGCAAAAUUAAUAAAACAAGCACCAUAACUUACAAUUGUAUUAAUCUUAUUAUUUUGAGUAUCCAAAAUAGUGCUGUAAGCCAAUCUACCUCACAAAAUCACCCAUUUACCACACUAAAUCAUAAUAUUGUGAUAACUAAUAUAACACUAAACGAUCCUCGUAAAUUUAACCACUAAACCGUAUUUUAGGUCAGUCCGUAUGAUUUAAACUUUCUUCGGGGUGUUAUUGAUGUGGCUUUUUCUUACUGGACGCCCAUCUGGAAGCGGAUUAAUUUUUUCAGCCCUAUUGUAAGGUUAAAAUAACUCUACUGCCAUUGUUUUCUUCAGCUUUACUUUAGUUCCAUUUUGGUGUGCUUGUCGUAUCUUUUUGAGUUGAGUCGGGUGUGAGUGAAGAGUGCUUACUGUAACAUUCUGCUGUCGAAAAAGUUUGAAAUUCUUGAAAAUAGGUGUUGGAGAUGACAAAAAUAUUUGAUGACUUUUGGUCAUUAAAAUAGUUGGAAAAUGUCCAAAGUCUUUUAGGCGACAUAAUAUCUAUCGGUAUUUUUUAAAUGACAUUAUUAUAAUUUUUUAGGCAGUAAAAACUACUAGUAUAAUCGUUGGGACUAAUACAAUAGUCCUUUUGAAGCCUGUAACUUAAGGUUUAAUAUAAAAAGUACUUCAAAUUUACCAAAAUCCUGCCAACUGUUACCUAUUCCUAUUGAUAACAACGUGUUUUACUUUACUUUUCGCUAACAUUUACGGUUUAAACGUUUUAUAAUGGUUCUGGCUACCAUAUGCUAGCUUACCUCACUGUAACUUUUCCAGAUUGGUGAGCUAAAAGAAGAACAACUAGACAGGAUAUGUGAAUUAGGUCAUGGCAAUGGCGGCGUCGUCCACAAAAUGCGUCAUCGUGAGAGCGGACUGAUCCUGGCGAGGAAACUUGUUCAUCUGGAGGUGAAGCCGUCUGUCAGAAAUCAGAUUUUGAAGGAGUUGGAAGUGCUACACAAAUGCAAUUCACCGUACAUCGUCGGCUUCUACGGUGCCUUCACCAACAACAAUGACAUAUCGAUUUGUAUGGAGUAUAUGGAUGGGCUGUCGCUCGACAUUGUGUUACAGCACAACCGUAGAAUAUCAGAGAAAUGGGUAGGACGCAUCGCCGUCGCUGUUAUCAAAGGCCUGACGUAUCUAAAAGAACAGUUCAAUAUACUGCACAGAGGUAAGGUUCGAUCUAUUUCAUGUUACAUCUUAUUUUAAUAGUUAAUCUAGAUUAGUUCGAAGAAUAAAAUAGGAAGUCUUGAUGUGUUUUACAAUUAGAGUUAACAUCUAUGAAUGAAAUAGUUAUAUAAUCUAUUUUAAUGCCGUUGCAGAUGUGAAACCGUCGAAUAUGCUGGUCAAUUCGAGGGGAGAGAUCAAGUUGUGCGACUUUGGAGUGUCGUGUAUGUUAAUAGACUCCAUGGCUAAUUCUUUUGUUGGAACACGGUCUUAUAUGGCGGUAAGUGGCAAUACAUAAUCAUUGCAAUGUCAACCUAAUUCAAUUUAUCAUUAUGUUUACCUGACAAUCUUAAAAAGUUGAUUUUUAUUGUAAAUGUAAAGGAAUUAAAGCGUAUGUAAUGUUUUUAUCCUACAGAGUGCUUCAGUAAUUCAAAAAUUUUGUUCUAGCCGGAACGACUAACAGGCACCCGCUACAGUAUACGAUCUGACAUCUGGAGUUUUGGUUUGUCAUUAGUUGAGCUCUCGAUCGGCAGGUACCCGAUCCCUGCCCCAAGUGUGACAGAAUGUUCCAAGAUCUUUGGAGUCUCUCCAGAUACUGUGAGGUUUGAUGUGCCAGUAGAAGAAGAUAAUCCAGAUGGAGAACCGAAAGUCAUGGCUAUCUUCGACUUUCUAGAGUAUAUUGUUAAUAAGGUAAGCGUUGAUUGUGCCUGUGUUGCACUGUAUUUUAUCUUUCUAAUUUAUUGCAAUGAAUGUAAAGGUGACUAUAUUCAUGUUUUUUGCUUCAGAAUCCGCCACAACUGCCCCGAGGCCUGUUCUCCGACAAUUUUGUGGACUUUGUGAACAAAUGUCUGGCGAAGAAUGUGGCCGAGCGUGCCGACCUCACCGUGCUGAUGCAGGAGCCAUUCUUCCGCGAAAGUGAUACCCAAUCUGAUAACGGGGAGUUCGCGCUAUGGGUGCAGGAAGUGAUCCGCCUCAAGGCCGAGAAGGAAGCCGCCGCCCAGAAUUGA
This is a messenger RNA of Bursaphelenchus okinawaensis, 2753 nucleotides long. The record is from the annotation of a GenBank genome assembly. NCBI's taxonomy places the organism in Eukaryota, Metazoa, Nematoda, Chromadorea, Rhabditida, Aphelenchoididae.